AUGUCUCAUGAACAUGCUGGUGGCGAGCGUACUGCUCCGUGGUAUGCAGUGCCGCCACAGGACGUUGUCAGCGUAGAACACCCAUGUGUUGUAAGAAACAUUGAUAAGGCCAUUGAUACCCUCCAAGGCCAUGCAGCAAUAUCAGAAAUGCUUGAUGCGUCAAAUCAAGACUCACCCUUGACUCUCAUGCUGAACCCGGAAGAUGUCAUGAGCAGGCCAAUAAGAUCUACAAGCAAGCAGACAAACAAUAUUCUUCUCAAGGUUACCGUGCCCAAGAGGACCGGGAGAAGGCGGAAGCGAGGUUCUCAGGACCCGUUCGUUGAUAGUCAUGAGGAUGGGGAGGUGACGCCUCUUAGCCAGCUAGAUGCUCGAGGUCUUCUUCAGCGUCUACGAGAAGAUGCCAGGCGGUAUCAAGUAGAUGUUGUUGGCCAGGACUACCUGAUUUUGCAUACUCCACGACAAGAAGCCCUUUUAUACAGAAAUUUCGAGAGACGAUAUUACCAUUCGAAUUUUGAAUUUGACCUCUCAAAGGGGGCUACAUCCAACGUCGACAUCAUCCCACCCCCAGCCCUAAGUAACAACGAUGUUGCCUUCCAAUAUCUCUACCGACAAAACCCAACAGUGAAGCGUUCGAUUGACCCAUCUGGCCAAGUAACAACUGCCAACACCCAACGAAUAGUAAAGAUACCCACUCACCUUGUGUCUUACGACAUAUCAGCGGUACCAACGGAGCCACAACCAAACUGCCCACCACUGUCAGAUCAGGAUCCUACGGUCCACGACACUGUGGCUGCCCUGCGCGCACUCUUUAAUGAAAGACCAGCUUGGACUCGUCGCGCUCUUCGUAACAAACUGCCCACACCCGAAAGAAAAUAUGCCCUCCGUAUCGCCAUUCCAUAUGUCGGCUACCUCUUCCGCUCGGGACCCUGGCGAGAUGGCAUAUUCAAAUUUGGCUUUGAUCCCCGAAUCUCACCUGAUUACAGAAUCUAUCAGACGCUUAUGUUCCGCCUUUUCCCAGUCUCAGCUGAGGCGGAGGGACGGGAGCAGGAAAAUGACCCAAACGCACAAUUUACAACCACCACCACCCCUCUGUCGGGAAGACGACACACUCUCCCUCGCCUAUCAUUUGAAAACAACACUGACCCUACACUCGCUAGAUCGCAUAUCUGGACUGGCGAACCGCCACUCUCUAAAGAUGGAAAGACAUGGAUGAUAGUAGAUAUUGAAGAUCCGAUACUCGCCCGGCUACUAGAUCCUUCGUCUCCUGACGCACAUCCUCCUCGGGAAAAGUGUGAUAUCUACUCCUGUGGAUGGUAUGGUAACGUUACACUCUCAAUAGUUCGCACGAUAAUGCGUAUGAAGAUGACUAUGAUGAUGGAAGGCCGAACAGACUGGCCUUCGGAGCAGGAGUUAUUGCCUCUACUGAGUCUGCCGAGUCAUGUAGAUUCAGAGGAGGAUCUGAAUAAGCUAACUCUGGUUAAGGAUGGACUGGGACCCGUACCGUCACAUUUACUCACAGAGAUUCGAGCAGUGGCUCGAAAUGUGCCGUGGAAAAUGGACAAGAUGAGGGAGAGAUUUAGGGGAGCCGUUGGGCCUUUAGGGAGGAGUGAAAAGAGAGUUAGAUGGGACGAUCAACCGGACGAGGAUGAAGAUGAUGGGGAGGGCGAGGAGCAGGAGCAAGAUCAGGAUGACGAUGAAGACGAUGAAGACGAAGUAAUGGGAGAUUACGAUGAAGGGGAAGACAUCGAUAUCGAGCCCCAGAAGGGAUAG
Trichophyton verrucosum HKI 0517 is the source of this 1770-nucleotide messenger RNA. Its product is annotated as RNA polymerase III transcription factor subunit, putative. Lineage: Eukaryota; Fungi; Ascomycota; Eurotiomycetes; Onygenales; Arthrodermataceae. The record is from RefSeq and is a predicted model, not a curated record. The coding region runs from base 1 to 1770 and encodes 589 amino acids. The transcript has 5 exons. Gene Ontology annotation, biological process: transcription initiation at RNA polymerase III promoter. Gene Ontology annotation, cellular component: transcription factor TFIIIC complex.